CUGAACUCAUAUAUAACUGACAUUCAUUGAUUGACAUUAUCGUUAUUAUUGUUAUUGGGUUCCCUGUGGACAUGAUGGCACGUGAUUGAUGAGCCCACGAGGGAUUUGUUCAGUUCAUUAAAAACCCAUUGAGACAAGCACUCUUUCCGUAGUUUUAAUCCCCCAACACGCCGAUACAUUGGUGCCGUGACCAGGAUGGAGGAGCUGCAACGUCUAAUUGCCUCUCGGCGAGGCCACAGGAGCCAUCUUACGAAGUUAAUGAAGAAAUCCGAGGAGAUUUUUUACCAAAGAUGGCGGGUUUACCGAACUCGAACUCGCAUCGGCGAAAAACACAACGCAACAACUCGAAGCAAAGGCUGGGAAACUCCGAGACUUAGAUGAGAUCAUAGCCCCGAAAAUUGAGAAGCCUGAAGAUUUGGAGGAGGAAAUAAUGGAAACGGAGGAGAUCCAGGAAGGGAUCACAGAUAUGAUUGCAAAGCUAAGUGUAAUCAUUAACAAUGACAAUGUACCGAGUGUUAAUACUCCCUCCCCCGUCGUUCCGCCGUCUGUCGCUUCAACAUCCUCUCCCCAAAGCGCUUCUUCCAUGUCUCAAAAUUCAACCAAUAUAGAUCCAACCCAAGUCGUACCACCCUUAAACACAACUCAAGUUGUCCCGCCCCCAAAGAUUACUCACCCCAGCAAUGAGCCUUUCAUUCCCCAAGCAAGUAACUUCAACUCCUAUAGCACACGUCUCCCAAAGCUGAACUUGCCCGUUUUUAGUGGGGACCCGUUGGAGUGGAUGACCUUCUGGGAUUCCUUUAAUGUAGCUGUUCACAGCAAGCCAGGCUUGCCUGAUGUAGACAAGUUUAAUUACCUAAAGGCCCAGGUUUCAGGGGAGGCAGAGCUAGCAAUUGGGGGCUACCUAAUUUCAGGGGAUAAUUAUGUGAAGGCACUGGCCACUCUCAAGGAACGUUUUGGGCAAACACACAGAGUGACGAAUGCUCAUAUGACUGCCCUAUUAUAUCUGCAAUAUCCCACAAGCAAUCUUGAGAGCUUGCGCCCCUUUUGUGAUGCAUUGGAAACCAAUAUAAGAGCACUAGAAGCCCUCGGCAAGUCCCAAGACUCCUUUGGGGAACUCCUUAUUCCUGUUAUUUUAGGAAAGCUCCCUAAUGAAACCAAGCGCAACCUAGCCAGGAUACAACAAGGGGGGGAAUGGACCAUACAAGGUCUGAGGGAAGCUCUUAAGCAUGAGCUUAAGGUUUUAGAAGCAGGAUCCCCCCUCCUGUCGGAAUCUACACCCACAGCCUCAUUCUUUACCGGGGUAAAGGGGCCUCAUCACCAGGGGAAAGGCAAACCCAAGGUCAUUCAGUGCGUUUACUGUAAAGGGAAGCACAGUACACAUAACUGCGCCACCGUUUCUGACCCUAAGGCAAGGAAGGACAUUGUUGUCAAGCUGAGGCUUUGUUAUAAUUGCCUUUCAUCCUCCCAUAUCAGCUUCAAAUGCACCUCGAAGUUUCGCUGCCGUCAAUGUGGAGCCCACCAAGAAGAUGAAUUUGAUCUACAGCAAUUUUGGUCCCUAGAGUCAAUGGGCAUAUCACCCAAUGCUGACCCCCCUGAGAAGAACUUCUUGACUAAUUACCAGGCCACCUCGAUCACUAGAGACGAAGACGGCAUAUACAUUGCUGGGUUUCAAUGGAAGGAAGAGCACGCCCCUCUCCCAACUAACUUCAGUAUCUGCGAGAGACGCACAAGGGCUACCGCACGACGACUUCACCAGACACCAGAUUUGAUGAAGAGUUAUGACGACAUCAUCAAGGAACAAGAGGCCAGAGGGUUCAUUGAGAAGGUUAGCAGCCCUGACCCGUCUGACCACGCCCACUACAUACCCCACCACCAUUUAAAAAAGGAGUCAUCGACCACGCCCAUUCGUAUUGUCUUUGAUUGUAGUUGUCACCAGGCCCCCUCGACCCCAAGUCUGAACGACUGCCUAGAGGUCGGUUCACCUUACCUAGCCGAAAUGGGCUCGAUUUUAGUGCGGUUUCGCGCCCACCCUAUUGGAGUUUCUACUGAUAUAGAAAAAGCUUUCCUCCAUGUACGUCUCAGCCAAGCUGACCGCGACAUGACCCGGUUCCUAUGGCUCUCCGAUCCCGGUGACCCCGAAAUUGAGUUCCAGACCUACCGUUUCAAGCCGGUCCUUUUCGGCUCUGCGAGCUCCCCCUUUAUGCUGAAUGCUGUCCUUCAAACACACCUUGAUAAUCAUAAGACACCAGUCGCACAGGACAUGAGGGACAAUCUCUAUGUUGACAACAUCAUCACCGGCUGUGAAACACACCAAGAGGCCCCGAGUUACUAUGACGGAUCAAGAAGUAUCAUGACUGAAGCAAAGUUCAACUUACGGUAUUGGGCAUCCAAUAGCCAACCCUUCUCCAUCGUGCUGCCCUUGAUGGAGUGAAUGAUGCCAACUGCGACAGUGUCAAUGUUCUAGGCUUACGGUGGGACACCUCAACCGACACGCUAACACUUGCAUGUAAAGAAUUACUAGCACCUGACGACACUCUUGUCACAAAGCGAGAGAUCUUAAGGGAGUCAUCUAAGAUCUAUGAUCCACUAGGCCUCAUCACCCCCAUCUCAAUCCGCGCUAAGAUCCUUAUCCAGGACCUCUGGAAGUUAAACGUAGAUUGGGAUGAACCCCUGAAUGGGGAGAUACGAACUCGCUGGCUCAGCAUUGCGCAAGAAAUCCGACAAUCAACCAAUCUUACUAUUCCUAGAUGCUAUCUCAGCAAUCCGUCAGCCAACGAGACGACCAAGCUGCAUGUGUUCGUGGAUGCUAGCCCGAAAGCCUACGGAGCUGUGGCAUACAUACGGCAGGCCAAUCAGACUUCCUUUGUGAUGGCGAAGUCACGUGUCGCUCCAGUAAAGGGACUGUCACUCCCCAGACUAGAAUUGAUGGCAGCACUGGCUGGUGCAAACCUUGCAGAGUACUUGCUUAACUCUUUGCAGAAGAAUUUUCCUGAUCUACAAGCAUUCUUCUGGUCGGACAGCCAGAUCGUGCUCAAUUGGCUUCACAGUAAUAAGCAACUUCAGCAGUUUGUAGGUAACCGAGUCAGAGAAAUCAAGCGUCUCUCUCAGCCAUCUAGUUGGCGUUACUGCCCCACACGCGAUAAUCCAGCAGACCUACUAACGAGGGGUCUAACCACAGCAGAGCUCCAAGCAUCAACAGCAUGGCUGCAUGGCCAUCCUGGAUAACUUCAGAAUGCGACUGGCCAACGUGGGAAUCAAGCACCACCCUUCUUGUUGAGAUCCCAGAGGAAGAACCUAAAGUUACCCCAGAACCUGAUGUGUUAGGAGAGCAAACCAACUCUGAAGCAGUCGAGAAUCCAAGCAUCAGCACGAUCAUGGAUCCCACUAGACACAGCACACUGAGGAAACUUCUACGUGUAACCGCUCUUGUACUGAGGUUCGUCCAUAACCUCAGGAACCCCACUGACCGCAGAAACGGACCUCUGAUGGUCACUGAGCUGACGAAAGCAGAAAGGACAUGGAUCCACGAUCGCCAACGCCACUCUUACGCCAAA
Messenger RNA from Nematostella vectensis (starlet sea anemone), 3554 nucleotides. RefSeq lists its product as uncharacterized. The transcript is spliced from 2 exons. The record is from RefSeq and is a predicted model, not a curated record. NCBI's taxonomy places the organism in Eukaryota, Metazoa, Cnidaria, Anthozoa, Actiniaria, Edwardsiidae. The coding region runs from base 431 to 2431 and encodes 666 amino acids.